AAAAUCAAAUGAUACGUAUAAAAUCCAGUACAUGCUCGUGCCAGCGUCAGUUUGAAUGUGACUUUAAUUUCGUAAACACAUUGAAUUAUUACGAAAAUGGGUGACAAGCUGAUUUUGUACUACAAAGACAUGAGUCCACCAGUGCGUGCGGUUAAAUUGCUAGCAAGAUUUCUGGGACUUGAUUUUGAGCUUCGUGAGGUUAAUCUCUCCAAAGGUGAACAUUUGAAAGAAUCUUUUCUUAAGCUCAAUCCACAGCAUACCAUUCCAACAUUGCUCGAUGGGGAUUUUUCCAUUUGGGACAGUCACGCCAUUUGCAUGUACCUAGUUGAUAAAUAUGCAAAAGACGAUGCAUUGUAUCCAAAAGAUUUAAAAUUGAGAGCCAAAUGCAAUCAACGUCUGUUUUUCGAUGAUGACAGCUUGUAUACGCGAUUGCGGGAUUGUUCUUACACUAUUUACCGAGGUGGCAAAGAAAUUUCACAGGAAAAAAUCGACCGAAUUAAUUCAUCAUAUGAGAUUUUGGAAGCAUUUUUAGCAUCGGAUCCAUUUUUGGUUGGUAAUACGCUAACGAUCGCUGAUAUUUGUGCUGCAAGCAAUGUUCUUCCGCUUCAAAUCUUCGCACCGCUUGAAACCGAAAAGCAUAGAAAUAUUUUAGCUUGGCUGAGUCGCGUCAGCAAAACCAUACCAUUUUUCGAUGAAAUGAACGUUAAGAUUGUGAAAGAAUAUCGUGAAAUGUUAAUGGGUCUACUGGAGAAGAACAAACAAAAUGCGCACUAGUUUUUAUUACUUCAAAUUAUACAUAUGUACAGAAUACUUUGUGAAUAAAAGAAUAAGAGUUUGAUUCGCCGAAUGCAAAAUUUU
Contarinia nasturtii (swede midge) is the source of this 858-nucleotide messenger RNA. RefSeq names its product glutathione S-transferase 1-1-like. Bases 97 to 774 code for a protein of 225 amino acids. Gene Ontology annotation, molecular function: glutathione transferase activity. The transcript has 3 exons. NCBI's taxonomy places the organism in Eukaryota, Metazoa, Arthropoda, Insecta, Diptera, Cecidomyiidae. The record is from RefSeq and is a predicted model, not a curated record. Gene Ontology annotation, biological process: glutathione metabolic process.